AUGUCCACAGCUGAUGUUAUCGCUGGGACAGGAGGACUAGAUGCCUCGAUCAUCCACGAGUUGGAUCGUGCGGAGAAUGUGGGCAACGCUUUCUCGGAGACACGGGAUAGUUUCUCGGGGUUAGUGACAACCAGGUCUUCUUUGGCAGACCUGUUUGCACUCGGCGCCGUUUUCGCUAUUGGAGCUUGCUCCAAUGGUACCAUGAUCAUCCCUCUUCGUGCGGGAAGGAUAGAUGCCAGAGAAGCGGGACCAGCAGGCGUCCCUGAACCGCAGCAAGACCUCGCCACCCACACCGCAACUUUUGCGAGGCAAGGUUUCAAUGCCACUGAGAUGAUUGAACUUGUGGCGUGUGGACAUACCAUUGGUGGCAUACAUGGCAUUGAUUUUCCUGAAAUUGUCCCGUUUGUGCCUAAUGACGAUCCGGACGAUGAGCAUACCGAUCCUUUCGACACGUCACUUCGCUUCUUCGAUAGCAAGGUAGCCACCGAGUUUAUUAGCAACACGACUAAGAACCCCCUCGUAUCUGGAGCAAACGUCACUACUCGAUCAGAUGAGCGCAUCUUUAACUCGGACGGCCGUGUGACCAUGAGAAAGCUAGCCGAGUCUAACGACUACUUCACAUCAAGAUGCAGUGUCCUGCUAGAACGUAUGCUGAAUACAGUACCAAAAGAAGUGGUUCUCACUGAGCCCAUCGACUACUACCCCGUAAAACCUCGAGCAGCCCAAGUUGACGUUGACGCGGGUCAUAAGGGUGCGUUGUGCCAUUAUUAUCCGAACAGGAUGUUGAAAGAAAUUUGUGCUGGCCCACUAACAACCAUUUUGGCUACGUCUCAGGUCGAGGAUGCCUUACUUACAAGCCCCAAUACCCAAGUCCGACUUCAUUUCAUUCCUCGAAAUGCCUCCCACUGCUCGGACGCGUCACCCUGGAGCGUCACUAAUGGCAUCUCAGGCAACUUCAAACAUUCUACCUGUGUAUACGCAAAAUGUCCUGCAACCUUUAGCUUUUUCGAGUACUCGUUGGUAGUUCCCUCUGCACAAGGUGCUUCGUCCUUCGUGGUUGAGAUUGUCGAUGGCGACACGGGAGCUUCAGUGAUCUACGACAAUAACGGAAACGGCUUUCGCACUGGGGAAUCGCUUCAGCCUCAAUACCAGUUAUCGACUCAGGAAACCUUUCUCACUACCGGCCCGGACAAUACACUCAUUAGCAAGCAACAGCUCAACCUAACUGUAGCAGUGUUGAAUGCCGAGCAGUUUACCAAUGUUACCGCCAUAUUUUACGAACCCAAGAUUCCAGACAUGACUACUGGAGGCUGGAAUACAGAGCCUGUAGAGUUGACGUUGUCCCGAAAGGUCGAGGGUACAGACUUUACUUACUAUACGACUUCAUACACACGUAGUUUUGAGGGUGCCAUAGGCGCCCACCCGUUCGAUCUUGUGGCAACAGGACCGGGGGUAAGCGUCUCGAACGAAUUUAUCGACUGGAGUGGGUUUACGUCGAUCAUGUAA
Molecule: messenger RNA, 1506 nt
Organism: Trichoderma aggressivum f. europaeum
Lineage: Eukaryota; Fungi; Ascomycota; Sordariomycetes; Hypocreales; Hypocreaceae
Product: CAZyme family AA2
Exons: 5
Coding region: 1-1506 (501 amino acids)
Biological process (GO): cellular response to oxidative stress; response to reactive oxygen species; hydrogen peroxide catabolic process
Molecular function (GO): heme binding; peroxidase activity
Source: RefSeq, a predicted model, not a curated record